AUGGAAUUCGAGUAUGCACAUUAUGUAGAAGAGAGCAUUCGAACGAUAUUCUUCUACCCGAAAUGGAAGUACGAAGAAUUUCACAAACAUCCGAAUUCAACCAUUGCAGAAGCUUUCCGGAAAGGUUACGAAGUGGUGUACGAUCUAGACAACACGAUCGAAAUCUAUCACUGGAAUCGUUUCUCUAAUCAAACGAUUACGAUCGAUCCUCACAACAUUAUCGUACCGGACGAGAUACGCGAUUUGCACGGUUUUGAGUUAGAAUUUUUUACGAUGUAUUUCUCGCGCAGUUCAAUGACAUUCGACGAGUACUUUAUUGAGCAGAUCUGCAGCAAGAUAAACGCCACUGCUGUCAUGACGAAUCAAAACUCAAAACGAUUAGCAAUCGGUCUACUGGUAGGAAUAAGAAAUGCGUACGUUCCUUUUAUGAUACCUGCUGCAGGAACUUCAUUUUUAGCAAUAAUAGUCCCUCGAGGCAAGCCCAAGUCAAUCGUGUCGAUACUGAUCGAUCCUUUCGACAUGUACACAUGGAUCACAUACUUAAUACUAGUCCUUACAAUGGCGACUACCCUCGCCUUGUUUGGAGAGCUUCUCGGAAGACGCAGUUUCUAUGAGAUAGUCCUUGAAUUGAUCAUGAUAUCCCUCGCUGGCCCGUCAAGAGCAUAUGGAGGAUCGUUUGAGAAUCGGAUCAUCACUGUAUUCUGUCUUAUGGGAAUAGUGUUCGUAUCGUCCUACCAAUCACUGAUCAUCUCCUUCAUGUCAUUCGCGCGCUAUCAUCCCGAGAUCAACACGCUGGAGGAGAUACAAGAACGGUGCAUUUUUAAGGAAGGGGAGGACGCACAAUUUUUCAAUUUUAAGACAGUAAGUUCUAACACUCGUAUUGGUUUGGGUAAGGCUUGUUUAUUUGAAUAUGGAAGAGAUAGCGAACAACGAAGCAUGAUGAUAUCAUCAUACAUAGACCAUGAAAUGCAUACAUAUUACGGCGACGACUUCUUACGUUACAGGCAUGAAAACUAUCGUUACGCGGAUACGAAAUUUUUCGAGUACCAAGUAUGUUAUCUUAUGCUUGCCGAGCUUAGGCCAACAUUUAAGUUCUACAUUGAUGCAAUUUUCGAAUCAGGCAUCUAUGAGUAUUACUACAACAACAAAUCACAUCCCGACUGGCACUAUAAUCAAGACACCUUUGUUGAUCGGGUUGUCACUGUAGAAGAUCUUACAUUGCUGUGGUAUGCUUAUGCGUGUGGCACCUUACUGAGUGUAGUUUGCUUUGUGUUAGAAACAGUUAUUCAUAACGAGUUUCGAAACUCCAAAUAA
This is a messenger RNA of Anopheles moucheti, 1314 nucleotides long. RefSeq lists its product as uncharacterized. The transcript is spliced from 2 exons. The record is from RefSeq and is a predicted model, not a curated record. Bases 1 to 1314 code for a protein of 437 amino acids. NCBI's taxonomy places the organism in Eukaryota, Metazoa, Arthropoda, Insecta, Diptera, Culicidae.